This is a messenger RNA of Vigna umbellata (rice bean), 2008 nucleotides long. RefSeq names its product transmembrane protein, putative (DUF3537) (gene MRB1). The record is from RefSeq and is a predicted model, not a curated record. NCBI's taxonomy places the organism in Eukaryota, Viridiplantae, Streptophyta, Magnoliopsida, Fabales, Fabaceae.
AUUAUUUUCUCUCUCGCAGUUUUACUAAAAUACGAUGACAGCUAUAAUGGGAUUGGUAACGCUGACAUCAAUAUCACAGCGAUCAUUCAGCUAUUAAGUUCCUCUGAAAGAGUCCAUCCUAAACCUUUAACUAAUAUGAAAUAUUCAAAAGAGGGACACAAGACAUUGCAUUAUUGUUGCAGUUUAAACUUUAGAAGACAAGUAAAGAGUUUAGAGAAAGCGACACCAUUUACAUCCAAAUUAAGAUCCCUUACAGUACUUCAGAUUACAAUUGUCAACACAAUCACAUUCACACCCUUUUGGAUUUCUAGUUCCAUGUCCUUUUAUCUGAUUCUAGUGCAUGCCUAGAUUUCAAUUUCGAGGCCAUGGAAGAGGAAAGAGGGAGUUUCCUGCCGAACAACAAAGAUGAGCUACUACCACUUGAUAGAACAACAGAAUUGAAGAACUUCAGAUCAUACCUGAGAUGGGUUUACGUGGAUCAUUCCAACGUGUGCAAAGCUGGUUUCUCGUGGUCCGUGUUCUUCACCUUGGCCUUUGUUGUGCCCAUACUUUCACACUUUUUGCUUGAUUGCCCCACCUGCGAUCAAGAUCAUACUCGACCGUACCACAUACCAGUGCAGAUUUCUCUCUCCAUCUUUGCAGCCCUCUCUUUCAUCAGUAUUUCUUCCUGGGAUCGUAAAUAUGGCUUCAGCAAGUUUCUCUUCCUUGAUAAAUUAGGUGAUGAAAGCCUCAAGAUUCAACGAGGGUACUCGGAACAGAUGCAGGGAACCAUGAAGCUCAUCUUGAGGUGGGGGCUUCCCUGUUUCAUAGCAGAAUUUGCCUACAAGAUAUGGUGGUACGUCUCAGGAGUUUCACAAAUACCACAUUACGGUAAUAUAUACGUGAGCAGCAUCAUUCUGUGCACAUUUGAGCUAUGUUCCUGGCUUUAUAGAACCUCCAUUUUCUUCCUGGUGUGUGUCCUCUUUCGACUUAUCUGCUACCUGCAAAUACUCAGACUAGAUGAGUUUGCUCGAGUUUUUCAUCGAGAAACUGAGGUGGGGUCAAUCUUGCUGGAGCACCUUAGAUUGAGAAGGAAUCUUCGGAUCAUAAGCCAUCGUUUCCGAGUUUUCAUUCUAUCUUCUCUGCUUUUGGUGACAGCAAGCCAACUCAUUUUUUUGCUUAUGGUUACAAAAGCCCAUGCAGAUGUUGAUAUCAUGAAGUCUGGAGAACUUGCGUUAGUGUCGAUCACCCUGGUGAGUGGACUUUUCUUACUCUUGCGAGGUGCAACCAAGAUCACACAUAAAGCACACUCCGUUACAGGCCUUGCAGCUAAGUGGCAUAUAUGUGCUACCAUAAAUUCAUUUGACAACAUUGAUGGAGAGACACCAACAACUGCGCAAGCAAUUUCAGCCCAAGCUAUUGCUGCCAAUAUUAGUUGGGGAUCAUCGGAUGAUGAGGUGGGAGAUGAGGAGGACGAGUUGGAUAACACAAAAUUGCUGCCAAUUUACACCCAAACAAUCUCAUUCCACAAGAGGCAGGCUCUAGUGACAUACUUGGAGAACAAUAGAGCAGGAAUCACAGUGUUUGGGUUCAUGCUUGACAGAUCCUGGCUCCACUCCAUUUUUGGCAUUCAAAUGGCUCUUUGCCUUUGGCUACUUAACAAAACAAUUGGUGUUUAGGGACAGAUUGUAACUGUUGUUAUGUGAUUCCUCUUAUCUUGUUUGUUGUAUAUUUCUUUUUUUAUUUUCAACCGUUCAUUUGGAUCUAUCUGGUUGUGAUCUGUGAAAUGUGAACGAUACACGUUUGCACCAGAUUUUGCUUAGACUAUUUUGAAUGUGACUGCAUGUUCUACUACAGUACAAUGGAGCGAAUUCUAGUAUCGGAUGACACAGGUACAGGUACAGCACAUCGAAUUGCAGUGGCAUAAACAAGCUUUUGGUUGUAAUACAUGACUGAAACAUAAGUGUUCAUUCGGCUUAUCGAUCAAAGCAAAAUAGAUAUUAAUAGUGUGAUAAAACAUAUUCACGUA